UGCGUGGUUCAUUUCUUUCCUUUGUCCCAUCAUUCUGAUUCAUUUUCAGCUUAAUUUUUCCAUGUAGUGCCGGUUAAUUGAAGUGAUAUAUGAUUUAUUUAUGUGAUUACAUCUAACAGCAGACUCAUAAAAUUGUGUCUUUUUGUGUCCGAUGUCUAGUGGUAGUUUAGCAGACAACUCCAUCGAUCCUCCAGCCAAAAAGCGGAAGCUUGAAUCAAAGAUUGCUACCCUCGAAAUGGCGAACAAUGAAGCUUCAGGAUCCUCCACCAGUGAUAUUGAUGAGGGACUUUACUCAAGACAACUGUACGUUUUGGGGCACGAAGCUAUGCGCCGCAUGGCAAAUAGUGAUGUUCUAAUAUCAGGUUUAGGUGGUUUGGGUGUAGAAGUAGCUAAAAAUGUAAUUCUUGGUGGUGUUAAAUCUGUUACCCUUCACGAUGAGGCUCUUUGUACUAUUAAAGACCUGUCAUCCCAAUUUUAUUUAACAGAGGGGGACAUUGGUAAAAACCGCGCAGAAGCCUGCUGUAAGCAGUUAUCUGAACUCAACACUUAUGUCCCCACAAAGUCUUACACAGGGCCCCUUGAUGAAGCUUUCAUCUUAAAGUUCAGUGCUGUUGUCUUAACCACAAGCAAUCGUGAAGAGCAACUAAGAAUCAGCGAGAUAACACAUGAAAACAACAUUGCAUUAAUUAUAGCAGACACGAAAGGCCUUUUUGCACAAGUAUUUUGUGAUUUCGGAAAAUCCUUUACUGUUGUAGAUGUAAACGGAGAACCUUUAGUCUCUGCGAUGAUAGCAGACAUUUCGAAUGAUGUCGAAAGUGUAGUCACUUGCAUUGACGAUACAAGGCAUGGUAUGGAGGAUGGAGACUAUGUUACCUUCUCAGAAGUUCAGGGAAUGACUGAAUUAAAUAACUGUGAACCAAUCAAAAUCAAAGUAUUAGGACCAUACACUUUUAGUAUUGGUGAUACCACCAAGUUUUCUAAAUACACCCGAGGUGGUAUUGUAAGUCAAGUUAAAAUGCCAAAACAUCUGGAAUUCAAAUCAUUUAAAGAUUCUCUUGAAAAUCCUGAGAUACCGAUUACUGAUUAUUCAAAAAUGGAUUUUCCUACGCAGCUUCAUCUAGCUUUUACCACCUUACAUAAGUUUGUAGAAAAGUCUGCAAGGCUACCUAAACCAUGGAACAAUGAAGAUGCAACAGAAUUUGUUAAUUUAGCUAAAUCGUUAGCUGCAAAGGGUGAUUCUGAAGAAGUUAAUGUAGACCUCUUAGACACAUUUGCCAAGGUAUCGGCUGGAGAUUUAAAUCCUAUAAAUGCUACUAUUGGUGGUAUUGUAGCCCAAGAAGUAAUGAAGGCAUGUUCUGGAAAAUUCCAUCCCAUUUUCCAAUGGUUCUACUAUGAUGCCAUAGAAUGCCUACCACAAGAUAAAUCAGAAAUCACUGAAGAACUAGCUGCACCCACUGGUAGCAGAUAUGAUGGCCAAGUUGCUGUUUUUGGAAAAGAAUUCCAAAAGAAGUUAGCAUCACUGAAAUAUUUUAUUGUUGGUGCUGGAGCUAUUGGUUGUGAAUUGUUGAAGAACUUUGCUAUGAUGGGUGUAGGAACACAAGGAGAAGUUACAGUAACUGAUAUGGAUUUAAUUGAAAAAUCUAAUUUGAACAGGCAGUUCCUUUUCAGACCACAUAACGUCCAACAACCAAAAUCUGCCACAGCUGCAAAGGUCAUUAAAAAGAUGAAUCCUGAUAUCAAUGUUGUUGCACAUGAAAAUCGUGUUGGACCCGAAACUGAAAGUGUCUACAAUGACGAUUUCUUUGAAAAGCUUGAUGGAGUUGCUAAUGCACUGGAUAAUGUAGAUGCUAGAAUUUAUAUGGAUAGAAGAUGUGUCUACUACCGCAAGCCUCUUCUAGAGUCUGGAACCCUAGGAACUAAGGGAAAUACUCAAGUGGUGGCACCUUUCCUCUCUGAAUCAUACAGUUCUUCUCAAGAUCCUCCAGAGAAAAGCAUUCCAAUCUGUACUUUAAAGAAUUUCCCCAAUGCUAUCGAACAUACUCUACAAUGGGCAAGGGAUAUGUUUGAAGGAUUGUUUAAACAAAAUGCCGAAAAUGCUUCGUUGUACAUAACAGACCCUGAUUUCCUCGAUAGGACUGUUAAGCUACCUGGUGUACAACCUUUAGAGGUAUUGGAAUCCGUAAAGGCUGCCUUAAUUGAUGAGAGACCUAAAGAUUUAAAUGAUUGCAUCGCUUGGGCACGUAAUCAUUGGCAAGAACAGUAUUCCAACCAAAUUAGGCAGUUGUUGUUCAACUUUCCUCCUGAUCAAUUAACCAGUACGGGGCAGUUGUUCUGGUCGGGACCGAAGAGAUGUCCAGAAGCGCUUACUUUUGACGUAAAUGAUCCCCUGCACUUGGAUUAUGUUAUUGCUGCAGCUAAUUUGAAGGCUGAAGUUUAUGGUAUACCAACUAGUAGAAAUAGAGAACAAAUCGCAGAAGUGGUUAUGCAAGUCAAUGUUCCAGAAUUCAUCCCUAAAUCUGGCGUAAAGAUAGCAGUUACGGAUUCUCAAAUGGCUAUGAAUGGUAAUAAUGUGGAUUUGGAUCGUGUUUCCCAAAUUAAAGAAGAAUUACCUUCAGUAGCAGAACUAGGUGGACUACGUCUUACUCCUUUAGAAUUUGAAAAGGACGAUGACACCAAUUUCCACAUGGACUUUAUAGUUGCUGCUUCAAAUCUUCGUGCAGCUAAUUACAAAAUACCGCCUGCUGAUAGACAUAAAUCAAAACUUAUUGCUGGUAAGAUUAUUCCCGCCAUAGCAACAACAACCUCAGUAGUCGCUGGAAUGGUUUGCUUGGAACUCUACAAACUCACCAGAAGUUACACAUCCCUAACUCCAUUCAAAAAUAAUUUCAUUAACCUCGCCCUGCCUUUCUUCAGUUGCUCAGAACCAAUCGCAGCCCAACAAAUGGAAUACUGUGGUAACAAAUGGACACUAUGGGACCGCUUCGACGUUCAGGGAGAGAUGACGCUUAGUGAAUUUUUGGAAUACUUCAAGGAAAAACACGGUCUUGAAAUUACGAUGUUGUCCCAGGGCGUCUGCAUGCUGUAUUCGUUCUUCAUGGCAAAAGCUAAAGCUCAAGAACGUUUCGGUCUUUCGAUGUCAGAAGUCGUCAGACGGGUGUCAAAGAAGAAAAUCGAACCUCACGUAAAAGCAUUGGUAUUCGAACUGUGUUGCAACGAUUCCACUGGUGAAGACGUGGAAGUUCCAUAUGUUAAAUACAAUUUAUGUUGAGCCGACUCAGUUCAAAACUCAACUUAAAAGACUUAAGAGUUUUGUUAGGUCAGUUUCUGGAUUAAGAGUACGGGAAAACUAGCCACGUUUUACUAUUUACACAUUGUGAGAUUGCUGACCAAUAGUUGGAAUACAUAUUAGCAGCAAGAGCUUGUUUCUUUUAUUAUUUAUUAUUUAUCAGCUGUUUUUUAAUAUUUGCAGACCUUUAAAUAUUUUUUAUAACUUUUAAAUGUCCUUUUUGUAUUAACGUCAUGGCAACCACUGUUAGUAUUUAACCCUUUCAGCUCCGCUGUAAUAUGUCCAGCAUCAUGACGCACUUACGCGUCAAAUACACUGGCCAAUAGUCAUCUUUGGACGCGCGUAUGCGUCACCGUAGCUGAAAGAGUUAAAUCUCUGUAAUUUCUCCAAUUUUCGUUUACCCAAAAACUGAUCUAUAAUGAAUUUGGGUACUUGACUGGAAAGUGUGAUCUAAAUUAUUCUUCUC
Messenger RNA from Diabrotica virgifera virgifera (western corn rootworm), 3752 nucleotides. It is a transcript of the gene Uba1, whose product is annotated as ubiquitin-like modifier-activating enzyme 1. The transcript has 6 exons. The coding region runs from base 152 to 3268 and encodes 1038 amino acids. The record is from RefSeq and is a predicted model, not a curated record. Gene Ontology annotation, biological process: protein sumoylation. NCBI's taxonomy places the organism in Eukaryota, Metazoa, Arthropoda, Insecta, Coleoptera, Chrysomelidae. Gene Ontology annotation, molecular function: SUMO activating enzyme activity. Gene Ontology annotation, cellular component: cytoplasm; SUMO activating enzyme complex.